Messenger RNA from Bactrocera oleae (olive fruit fly), 3031 nucleotides. It is a transcript of the gene Adgf-D, whose product is annotated as Adenosine deaminase-related growth factor D. Gene Ontology annotation, molecular function: adenosine deaminase activity. Lineage: Eukaryota; Metazoa; Arthropoda; Insecta; Diptera; Tephritidae. The record is from RefSeq and is a predicted model, not a curated record. Gene Ontology annotation, biological process: inosine biosynthetic process; adenosine catabolic process.
GAAAUAAAUAUUAAUAUACAAGACGAUCUGAUCAAAUCUAACCAGGACUCUAAAAAAACAUACAUCUUCACGUAUUUUAAUACAAACCUUUAAUAUCGCCUACAAAAUAAGCUCCUAACUUAAUACAAUACAAGCAUACCAAUUCUUAAUCCCAUUUUCCAUACACUUGUUAUAAGACUCGGCUUGAAUGGACUGCAGUGUCUUCAACGAAUUAUGAAUUUUUCGGUUUUAACGGUUAGAGCCCCAUUCGCUAGCUUACGACGAUAAUCAAACAAUGUUUCUUUAAUUUUUUCGAUGUUAUCGUCAUUGAGAGAGGGGAUAAACGACUCGCAUGAAGCAAGUUUUCGAUGGCUUCACGAUCUUCACUGCAUGCUUUGUACCACUCAAAUAUUUGUGUUCGUGAUGUAGUAGACUCUCCAAAUUACUUCUGCAACAUUUUCAUUGAUUCCGUAGCAGUGAUUCACAAAAUUUCAAGCAAAUUCAUUACCCAAUUUUUUUUAUUAGUAAAAAACGCAAGACAAACUUCUCGUUUCGCAAACAAAUAGCUGUCAAAAACACAGCUAUUGACUUCUGAAUCUAUCUAGGAAGACAUUUAUCGUUUCGAUUUGCGCGCGCAAUUUAAAUGAACCAGUCCGGGUCAGUCUAUAAGCUCAACCCGAAGAAAAAAUUUAAAUAUACCUCAUACAAAGUUCAAGUACUUUGUCUGAAUUAAAAAGAAGUGAAAGUGUAAUUUUUCCUCUGGAGAACGUAUGUAUAUAACUACAUAUAUGCACAUAUAGACCCAAACAAAAAUUCAGACACAAUAAUGACCUUGUGUAAGCAAAAAAUGCUGUUGAUUGCAGUAAGCUUUACCAAUUGAGCUCCGCUUUUACUACAGAAUAAAUUGUUUGAUAAAGUGGUACUAUUGUAUCUUGUGUGUACAUAUUUGUGUUUAUAUAGGUCAAGUACCGUGUCGGUAUAUACUAUAUUUAUAUAUAUUUCGAAAGGCAAUUGAGAUGGAUUGCAUAUUAAAAUUUUAGAUAUAUUUGCUUGUCAAAAAAAAAACGAAUUCAUAAAUAUUCUUUAAACCACUGAAACAAAUUCAGAGCUAAAAUCAGCAAACGAGAGCCAAAAAUGUUUGGAAAUGCAAUUUCCAGCCACUAAUAUUAUUCACUAGUCCGUCUUAAAAAAGGAUGCUGUUUCUGUUGUUGCGGUGGCAAAAAACAUUCCUGAAAUAUUUUUAAAUGCUGCCGAGUUGACAGUUUUUGGGCGGAUAAUAAUCCGGGUCCGUUCCGGUUAUGUAGGCAGGACUGUCGUGGAAUGUGCUAAAAAAAUUUGUAUAUUUCUAUGGUUUGAAAUGAAAAAUCGAAUAACUCGAAUACCGUCAUUAAACAAAUUAUUGAUGAAUCCUUCAUUUUUUGUUUUGUUUUUUGAGAAAAACGUAUACGUUGUGUUCGAAAUAAAAUGCCAUUAAAGAUCUGAAGAUAUAACCUUUUCUAUGAUAACCUAAUAUGCUUAUGACACGUUACGUAACAAAAUUAUCGAUGCCGAACGCUCGGCCGCAGUGGGUGGCAAUAUUUGGUUGACAUCGGCGGAGGAUAAAGCAAACAGCAUAUUAAUGAAUGCCAAACGAUCCGAGAUGGCGGAAGGCGUUAAAACCCCCGAGAAAUUUCCACCCGCCAUGCAUUUCUUUCAAGGCAAACAAUAUCUGCGACAAAGUGAAGUUUUUCGUAUUAUACAAAAACUGCCCAAGGGCGCGUUACUGCAUGGUCACAAUACGGGUAUGGUCAGUUCACGCUGGAUCAUCACCAAUUUGACCACGCUGUAUAAUUUGUAUACCUGCCGAGAUGUGAAUGGUCUACUAAUGUUCACCUAUGAGCAAAGCAAAUGUCACAGUGAAGUGCAAAACGUUUGCUUAGAGCGCAUUAAUGCUGAGGAUCGGCGACUUUACGAGCGGCAACUGGAGAAGCAUAUCAAUAUGUAUACAGUACAUCCAGAAUCCAUGAUUACCGAUAAACGCAAGAUAUGGCAACGCUUCUAUAAUAUUUUCAAAAGUGUGGAAAAUUUUUACAGUUAUCAACCGGCCUUCUGUAACUAUCACAAACGUUUACUGGAAGAAUUAUGCGAGGAUAAUAUAUUUUAUGCUGAACUGAGGUCACCACUGACGCCGCUAUAUGGCGAUAACAAUCGCACAUUAAAUGCCCUGGAUGUAGCAAACGAAUUGGAAGCUAUCGUUGAGGGUUUCAAAGCACGUCAUCCAGACUUUGUGGGACUCAAGGUGAUCUAUACGAAACCAAAUCAAGGCACAGUGGAUGAAAUGGCACAACAUUUGAUAACCUUUAAACAAUUGCAUGAUGCCAAGCCAAAAUUCAUUAUUGGCUUUGAUUUGGUGGGACAAGAAGACACCGGUGAUUCGCUUCAUAAAUUUGUCAAUGAAUUGACCGACAUGCCACCCACUGCCAACUUUUUCUUUCACGCUGGUGAAACUAAUUGGUUUGGAAAGACCGAUUGGAAUCUCAUGGACGCUUUGCUGCUCAACACAAAACGUAUCGGUCACGGUUAUGCACUGCCGAAACAUCCAAAUAUUUGGUCCACAGUCAAGAAACGUAACAUUGCCAUCGAAAUUAGUCCGAUUGCUAAUCAAGUAAUGGGUCUCGUGUGGGAUUUACGCAAUCACCCCGCUACAUUUCUUAUAGCCGAAAACUUUCCGAUUGUCAUAACUGCCGAUUAUUCGGGCAUUUGGAAUUCGAAGGGAUUGAGUUACGAUUUCUAUUAUGCAUUUAUGGCGCUGGCGCCAGCUGAAGCAGAUUUGCGGUUUCUCAAGCAACUCGCCUUGAAUUCGAUCAAGUACUCCAUUUUAUCUUCGGAAGAACGUCGUAAAAUUAAUCGCGUUUUCCAAAAGAAAUGGGAGGAGUUCAUUUAUAAUGUGAUCAAUUUGAGAUUCUAAAAGUAACGUUUUUAUUAAUUAAGUCAUAUUUAUCAAAUCAGUAUUACUACUAAGAUUAAUGCUUAACAGUGUAAUAAAUUUCUAACAAUUUUACUAAAAUACUAA